AUGCUGGAUAGCGUUCAUCCUGCCAGAGAGAAGAAGAAGAAGAAGAAGUGGAAGAAGAAAAAGACACAUCAGCGAGCGGCUAAAAGAAAAUUUCAAACGAUGGAUGCUAGGUAUAUCAAUCUAGGAGAAGAAACAACGAUAUUGGAAGCUGGGCUUGGGCGGAAGAGGCUGGAAAAGAUGAAAAGCCUCACGGUAGCUGGUGCAGAAAACUUAAAGAGCCAGGUGAUUGUUUUUGUGUGUCAUGUGUCGGAGAGCUUUUAAAUGGCAGCAGUGCGAAAAAGUUUGGUGAAGUUGGAAAGAUAUUCACAGAUUCAGACUUCCAGGAUCAAUAACUCUGAGACAAAACGUUGUCUAAACACAAAUGAUGCCUUUUUCCCAUCUUGAUGGCACAGAGUACAAGCUACAAGAAUCAAAAACUGAUUUGAUCUACAAAAACAAGCCAGUCUUCCAGCUGGAUGAAUAAUACUGAUCUCUAUGUGCAGACGUUGCGAGUGUGCCAAUAUUAAUCAGUAGCUCCACUAUCAUAUUGUCUAGCCCUGUACUGUGCAUGUAAAUGAUCUGUAGGACUGUCGGUGUAUGUAUUGCUCAAAAUGCCCAAAUCUGUUUUUAGAUCGGAAGUGCUGUCCACUGCAAAUAUUAUCAUUCAGUGCAGUAGACCAGGAGUUUAAGACAAACAUCCUUUACAUUUAUAGAGGGUUAGGGUUAGGCAUUUAUACCCACCAAGCUUGAUGUGUAAGGCCCAGAUAUUUUCUUUUAUUGUGAAUUUGAGGGAUUAAGAGCUUUUCAUGAUAUUUGUGUGAUGACACAAAUGAUGGACUAAUUGCUCCAGCUGAUUUAUCCUAACGAUUUCUUCUUUGCAGUCAAGUCUCUGCAGCAUGUUGGCUUAGUAGACUAAUUAAUUGAACUGAAGAUCUCCCCAAGCUGCAUCUCUCCACCAUCUCUAAUGGGAGACAAGUGCCAGUCAAAGCAGGAGCCACACUGUUGUCCGACAUUAAAAUAGAAGCCUUCAGCCGUCUGUCUGGGGCGUGACGGGGGUUGGAAGGGUUAGCGCUCUAACCAGCAGCCACCACCUGCUUUGCUUGUUCACGCUGUCAUCAGUGCCCUUUUUUGGGUGCGUGCAGAGUCUUUAAGAGUUUAGCUAUGCCUUUGAUGCCCUCUUUGAUUUUUUUUAGGAUAUGCACAGGAUCAAUAAGGAGCACGGACUUCAAAGUGCAGGCACCCCUCACCUGCUGCUGGUCACCGUUUCUGAAGUGUUUCCAAUCACAUACAGAGACUAA
This is a messenger RNA of Xyrichtys novacula (pearly razorfish), 1277 nucleotides long. The record is from the annotation of a GenBank genome assembly. NCBI's taxonomy places the organism in Eukaryota, Metazoa, Chordata, Actinopteri, Labriformes, Labridae.